AUGCGCCGGGCAGGGAGGGUCCCCCCUCCGCGGCGCGGGAGCGCGACGUCAGCUCGAGCAGGCCGGUGCAGGCGCUGGCGGGGGUCGACGUCCCCUCGAGGCGCCCCUCGCGGACGCGGUCUCGGGCGCAGAGAGGUCGCUCACCCUGGGGGGUCCAAAAGAGUGCUCUGCGCUGUCGUAGCGUCUGAGAGGGGGGGGGAGGGGGUGGCCACCGCGGGGGUGGGGUGGUGGUGGUCGGGGGGGGGGGGGGGGGGGGUCGCGGGGGGGGGGGGUGAGGGGGGGAGACGGUCCCUGGGGGUCCGCGGCGAGGCGGCGGCCGCUGUUCGGGGGCGCCCGGGUCGGGGAUGCGCACCAGGCGCGGGCCCCUCGCCGUCGCCUCGACUCUCGUCCGGGGUCGUGCGCCCUCGCCGGCCGCGCUCGUCGCAGGCUGGUAUCUCGUGCCUCGGCACUGCUGGCGCCCUCCCGGCAGAAUCAGCCGCGGGCCGUCGCGGACCGCGUCCCCCUCGGUGGGGGGGGCGUGCGCGCGCGUUCUGGGCGUACGGGGCCACCCUGCUACGCCGCGAGGCUCCGCCGCAAGGUGAUGGCGUGACGGAGGGUGCACGGGGUGCGGGCCGGACGGGCCGGCGCAGCCGUGGCAGCGUCGGAUCCGGGCGAGGGCAUGCGCGGCAAACGCGGCUCUGGGGGGCCUCCGAGCGGCCGUACGGGGGGCUGCGCGGCAGGCGCUCGCGCCUCUCGCCUCGUCAGGGAAAAGUCGACCCCGCGCGGCGCUCUCGGAGCCCCUCCGCGCGGGCUCUCGCGAGCCUUCUCAACGUCGCUCGCCGGCCCUCUCCCCUACGAUCUGCAGCGUUCCCCCUCGCGCGGGCGCAGGGGUCGGGCUGGCAGGACUCACGGCGCGGGUUCCGGCGGCCGGCGGUCCGAGACUGCGCGGCGUCGGCUGUUACGGGGCGGGCGCGCGACGAUGGCCCUCGUUGGGACGGGGGCCGUACGCGCUCCUCGUUCGGGCGUCGGUUGCUCGCAGGCCUCGACCGGGCGGAAAGAGCUCGCGGUCAUGUCUGCCCCUCGAUGGACGCUCUCCCCUCGACGACUCGGCCGCGCCCCCCUCGGCGCGCCCCGUCGGCGGUUCAUGGUGGCCGCGUCCGCACACGCCCGGUUUCCCCCCCCUCGGGCUUCCGUCUGGUUACCGUGCGGGCUCCGGGGGGCGGCGCCUCGGGACAGACGUCGGCUAGCGAUGUCGGCAGAGGCGGGCCGGGUUCAGGCCGGGUCCGAUGCGGCGCCCGCGCGACCGGUGCGAACCCCCCCUUACGGGGGGGCAAACGUGUCGUCCCUCGAGCACGCGGGGGGACCCCUCGCAGCGUCGAACCGAGGGCGGUCGGAGGGCCCGGCCCUCGUGCUCGGCGGCCCCUCGUCAUGCAUCCCCCUCGGGCCGCGAGCUCGCACGUGCCCCCUCCCGCCGCGGACGCGGUCGCGGUCCGCGGCGGUCCGGGCGCAGCUGCAGGUUGGGUGAGUCCUGACGCCGGCCCGUCGGCGCGGGCGGCGGCGGGGGCCCCCCUCGCCACGCGGCCGCUCGGUCCCCCCGCCGGGGGAUGGCGGGUCGCCGCGCGCCGCAGGGGGGGGCACAGGAGCGCCGCGUCUACGUGUCCCUCGGGGCCGGCCGCCCGUGUGGGCCCCUCGUGGAUCAGCGGCCCCUUCGCAGUUACUCGCGGGCGCGCUCGCGUCACGUCCGGCUCCGGCCCGCCUCGCCCUCCGCAGAGCUACGUCGGUGGCAGAGGGCGUCGCCGGAAGGGUCCGGCCGAGGACUGUGGGCGCAGCAGGAGGCUUCGCACGAGGUCGGCUGGCGCGCGUAGCCCGGCUCGGCAUCGGCAGGGCGCGCGGCGCGCGGGCACAGACGCGCGCGUGCCGGGUCCGACCGACCCGAGGGGGCUCUACGCCCUCCGUCGCGGGCUCAAGUGCGCGUCUACGGUCGGGACGCGGCCACCGGUGGGUGGCGUCACUACCUCGGCCGGGCGAUGCCGAAGCACUGUCUCUGCCCCGCCUUCUACCCGUGGCGGCGACGGCUGCAGUGUCGCGGCCCUCAGCGCGGCAGACGGGCGGUUCGCGCGCCGGUCGUCCGCCGGGGGGGAGGCCACUCCAUGCGGGUGCUGCUGGGUCGGCCCCCUCCGGGUCCCCUCGGCGUACGCCCCCUCACGGAGGGGCGCGCGAAGCAGUAUCCGCCAGUCCGCGCCCUCCUCGCAGGUUCCAGUGGGCGGGCGUAGAGGACGGGAGUCGGACGCGCGGGGGGCAGGCGGGGAUGGGCCCCUCGAACGUGAGGCGGGAGGCGGGGUGCAGCUUCGUGCCUUCCGCCCUGCCGGCCGAUACCGACGCACCGGGCCGUCCGCGUUGUGCGGGUCCAACGUCGCAAAGUGCUGCGGCGGGACUCGGGGGGCUGCGUGUCACGCCCUCGGGGAUGCGGACGGGGCACGCGGCGGCAGUUGGGGCCCCUCGGUGGUGGUGCUCUGGGGGCGCUCGCUCGCUCGGAGCUCCCCGGGGUCGGCGGGCGGGGGCGGCCGCACGGCGUGUGCGCGGGCCCCUCCCCCUCCGCCGGCUCCUCCCGGCCGCGGGCAUCGGGGGACGGUCCCCUCGCCGGGGGGCCAUCGCUCACGGCGAGCGGGCUGUGCGUCGGGAGGGCGGUCCAGGCCUCGUCAGGGGGCAUCGCGCCUCGUAGGUCGAAGUCCGGGCAGCGAAGGCUCAUGGCCGCAAGCGCUGAGGCAGCGCGGGGUGUGGGCCUGGGCCCCUCGGGGCCCGUCACGCGCGACCCCUCCCCCGAUGCGCGAGAGGUCGGUCCCCCCUCCAGUCGCGUUGACCCUCGCUCGGGGCCGGGGGGCGGCCCCGACAUGCGGACUGCCGCAGGAUCCCCUCGUGACGCCGCGCACCCCCCCCCCCUCCCGUAGCGGGCGGGUCGUGCGGGGCUCGGCUCCAUGCGCGGUUGCUAGCCAGGGUCCGUCAGGGGGCGGGCCAGCCCUGUCGGUGGGGGCUGGCGCCAGCCUCCGGAUGGGCGGGCGCGCACGUACCAUCGGAGGCAUGCUCGAGACUCAGGGGCACGGUGGACGCUCGUGGUCGCGUGUGAUCGCUGGGGGGGGCGGAGCGGCGCGGCGGCGCCUGUCCGGUUCCCCUCAUGCGGCCUGGGGUACCAGCUGUGCCACGGCCUCUCGGGCCCACGCGUGUCGGGGGGGGGGGGCGGGGGGCGGGGGGUUCCAUUCCCUCGGGCGCGCGGGGGGGGGAACCGGGAGGCCUCCGUCAGUCGGACUCCGGUCCGCGGCCGGCGGGGUCCCCCUACGGGGGGUGUGGGGGUGGGGGGGCGGGGCGGCCGCGGUGGGGGGGGGUUGUGGGGGGGGGGGUUGGACGGGGGGGGUUCGGUGGGGCGGCGGGGGGGGGCGGGCGCUCGCAGUCUGGCGUCCCGGGCGGCGACGGGCGAUGACGGGCGAGGUGUCGUCGCCGGGCGACGCGGACUGCACCCUUCCCCUCCCGGCAGCCGGACCCCCCACGGAGGACUCGGGAGAGUGGGGGGGGGGGGGGGGGGGGGGGGCGGGGGGGGGGGGGGCGGGGGGGGGGGGGGGGGGGGGGGGGGGGGGGGGGGCGGGGGGGGGGGGCGGGGGGGGGGGGGGGGGGGGGGGGGGGGGGGGGGGGGGGGGGGGGCGGGGGGGGGGGGGGGGGGGGGGGGGGGGGGGGGGGGGGGGGGGGGGGGGGGGGGGGGGGGGGGGGGGGGGGGGGGGGGGGGGGGGCGGGGGGGGGCGGGGGGGGGGGGGGGGGGGGGGGGGGGGGGGGGGGGGCGGGGGGGGGGGGGGGGGGGGCGGCGGGGGGGGGGCGGGGGGGGGGGGGGGGGGGGCGGGGGGGGGGGGGGGGGGGGCGGGGGAGGGGGGGGGGGGGGGGCGGGGGGGGGGGGGGGGGGGGGCGGGGGGGGGGGCGGGGGGGGGGGGGGGGGGGGGGGGGGGGGGGGGGGGGGGGGGGGGGGGGCGGGGGGGGGGGGGGGGGGGGGGGGGGGGGGGGGGGGGGGAGGGGGGGGGGGGGGGGGGGGGGGGGGGGGGGGGGGGGGGGGGGGGGGCGGGUGGGGGGGGGGGGGGGGGGGGGGGGGGGGGGGGGGGGGGGGGGGGCGGGGGGUGGGGGGGGGGGGGGGGGGGGGGGGGGGGGGUGGGGGGGGGGGGGGGGGGGGGGGCGGGGGGGGGGGGGGGCGGGGGGGGGGGGGGGGGGGGGGGGGGGGGGGGGGGGGGGGAGGACGGUCCAUGCGGGGGAGCCGGACCGCGCGGGGCCCCCAUCGUCGAGCUCAGGACUGUGGGUUAG
Messenger RNA from Dicrocoelium dendriticum, 4314 nucleotides. The record is from the annotation of a GenBank genome assembly. Lineage: Eukaryota; Metazoa; Platyhelminthes; Trematoda; Plagiorchiida; Dicrocoeliidae.